Pararge aegeria (speckled wood butterfly) is the source of this 1742-nucleotide messenger RNA. Its product is annotated as myrosinase 1-like. NCBI's taxonomy places the organism in Eukaryota, Metazoa, Arthropoda, Insecta, Lepidoptera, Nymphalidae. The transcript has 9 exons. The record is from RefSeq and is a predicted model, not a curated record. Bases 17 to 1513 code for a protein of 498 amino acids. Gene Ontology annotation, molecular function: beta-glucosidase activity. Gene Ontology annotation, biological process: carbohydrate metabolic process.
ACGACGCUCGGGAGACAUGACUUGUAAAAUAAUAACUUACGCGAUAUUUCUCACCUUCGGGUACGCUAGCGCGGUUACCUACCAGCCUCCAAACAGUCUUUGCUUUCCCAAAAACUUUUUUUUUGGUGUCGCCACAGCUGCGUACCAGAUAGAAGGAGCGUGGAAUGCAUCAGGAAAAGGUGAGAGUAUAUGGGACAGGUACACCCACGCAAGGCCGGACCGUAUCUUCGACCAUCACAAUGGUGACGUCACAGCAGACUCCUACCACUUGUUCGAGGAGGACGUCAGAAUGCUGGUGGAGCUUGGCGUCCAGCACUACCGCUUCUCGAUAUCCUGGCCGAGGAUCCUCCCCAAUGGGUUAAGCAAUGAAAUAAACGAGGAUGGCAUCAGAUACUACAUGGCAUUAAUAGAUGAGCUGAAACGCAAUGACAUCUUACCGAUCGUGACGAUGUACCACUGGGACCUGCCUCAAGCCCUGCAAGACUUGGGGGGCUGGACAAACCCCAUCAUCGCGGAAUACUUUCUUGAUUAUGCCCGAGUGCUAUUCGACAAGUUCGGCGGCAAAGUUCGGACUUGGAUAACAAUCAACGAGCCUCUGUCCUUCUGCCACGGUGGGUACGGUGGCUUGGACGCUCCGGGGGCGGAGUCUAGCGGCUUCGAGGACUACCUGUGCGGUCACAAUGUGCUGAGGGCGCACGGAAUGGUGUAUCAGCUGUUCAGGGACAAGUACAUGGACUCUAUAGAUUAUGUUGGCAUCACACUGGAUUUCUCGUGGCUUGAACCAGCCACGACUUCUAAUGCCGACCAAAUGGCCGCGGAAACUGCGCGACAGUUCUACUUCGGAUGGUUCGCGCACCCGAUCUUCUCCAAAACAGGGGAUUAUCCCCCAAUAAUGCGCAAGAGGAUCGACGCGAUAUCAAAACUUCAGCACUUCCCCCGUUCACGUCUGCCAUAUUUUACACGUGAAGAAAUAAUGUUGAUACAUGGCUCAGCCGACUUUCUGGGUUUGAAUCAUUACACCACCUACUUGAUAACGAAGAAUAGGGGAAACAUAUCUUCAACACCGUCCUUUAAAGCUGAUAUGGGUGGAAUUGUGUCCCAGAAGAAGGAGUGGCCCAAGUCAAACUCGACUUGGUUAAAAGUAGUCCCAUGGGGCUUCCGGAAAUCCCUCAACUGGAUCAGACUGGCAUACGACAACCCGAAAGUAAUGGUAACAGAGAACGGGAUGUCUUUGGAAAAAGGCUUGAAGGACAGUCGACGUAUCAACUACUUGGACGGAUACUUGAAAGCUUUACUAAUGGCGGUGACAAAGGACAACUGCCGGGUGUAUGGGUACACGUACUGGAGUCUAAUGGACAACUUCGAAUGGACAAGAGGUUUUUCAGAGCGUUUCGGCCUCUACGAAGUGGACUACGUGUCACCAAACAAGACUCGCAUCGCAAGAAGCUCUGCAAGGUACUUCACCCAGCUAGCACAAACGCGUUGCAUACCGACAUGGAAUUAUACAGUCUAAUCAAAAAAUCAGAAUCCAAAACAUUUAUUUCGGUUCAAACUGUUGAGAAUUUUACAUUGUAAGUUUACAAGUACUAGUGUAAUACGGGUGCUAGUCAAAACAUCACAUACAAACUGAAAUAAAUGAGGAGUUCCUUGUCUAAUUUAAAGUUAACUAGGUAGGUUUACCAAGAUAAAUAAAAUAUGGGUGUAUUCUUGUGGUGUAGGUGUAUGUAUGUGUGUGUAUGUGC